AUGAGUGAUACUGAAAGUGAAACAUCUACCAUCCUUGAAAGUUUACCUUUUGAAACUGUUCUUGAGAAUUUGUCAAAAGCCGCCAAUGAUGCCAUUGAAACGGGUGACUAUUUAUCUUAUAGUACAGUUUUAGAUGUUUAUUUCACUGAUAUUGAUAAUUAUUCCUAUGAGCAAAGAGACGAACUCUUACAGAGCUUAUUGGAUGUUUUAACUGCCAAUAAAGAUUUGGUUUAUGAAAUUGGUUGGGAUAUCCCUAGUUUAAUCAUUGAUUAUUUCGAAUCAGACUAUGAUUUUGAAAAAGCUUUGAGAAAGAGCCCUUGCUCUUAUAGGAUAUUCAAAAUCUUUGAAGUAUUGGCCCUUAACGGUAAUCAUAAGGAAUUGUUCUUGAAAAGUUGUGAGUUAAUGACAUCUUUAGAUAUUGAAGAUAUCACAAUUUCUGAUGAUAUCUAUGCCAAAGAAAAGAUUUUGGAACUUAAAGUCUAUUGUUUGUUUGAAUUGGUGGGAGCAUGUUUGAAUAAGAUUGGAACCAUGCAUCCUUCAAGAUUCUUGGCUAUGUUCACCACUUCAAUUAUCAAUUUUAUUGAAAAUAAUUAUAGCAAAUUUGAAAGUCACAGGAUGGAAUAUCUUUUGAGAAGAAUUUACACAUUUGCAAGAAAUUAUGGUAGUAUUCCAGUUCCUUCUGCUAGUUAUGCAAAAGAUUAUACUGAAAGUGAAUUAGAAACCAUCAAACAAGAUGAAGAUUAUUUACAAAGAAAAUUAUUGAGACUGUUAAUAUCUGAAGCUAUCAUCAGAGUAGGACAAAAUUGGUCUCCUGGAAAUGCCAAUAUUUUCUUCAACAAAAUCAGUAGUAAAACAGCCUUUACUGGAAAUGAUGGAUCUAUUUUAGGAAGAUUUCAUGAAUUAUGUAUCAGUUAUGAUAUAUCAUUCAAAGAUGUUCAAACUGAUUUCUUGGUCUCAACUGCCAAAUUAUUUCAUGGGUUAGAUUUCAACCAACCUGAAGAUGAACUCACUUCCCAAAUCUUUGAGCGUGGGGUUAAAGAUUAUCAAGAAAACUUCUUCAUCCCUCUCACUGAUUCCAAAGAAAUUAAAAUCAAUCCUUUGGGUUUAUUGGUUUAUCAAAAUCAUUACUUUGUUAACAAUUCCAUUAAAGGUUGUAAUGUUACUUUGAAAGAUAGUAUAUUAACCACAAUAAGAUUAAUUGUACCUAUGAUAGUUGAAUCCAAAUAUAAUAAUAAGGCUUUACAUGAUUUAGCAGUGUCUUGGAAUUGGAUUUCCUUAACUACAGCCAUUAAUGAUUUGGGUUUGAAUGGAGUCAAAUUAGAAUUAUCUUCCAUACCUCAAGUAUUGAUCAAGAUUUAUUACUCUUGUUUAAUUUUCAUUUUGAACAAGAAUUCCCAUCCCUGGUAUAGAGGAGUUAAAUUCACUGUAUUGACAUUGAUGACUAAGAUGUUAACAUUAACACCAGAACAGUUGGCUUAUGGUUUCUUACGCGAUUCAAUUAGUGAUUGUCCUUUCCAUGAAUAUAAAUCGUCUUUAGUGGGGAUUUUCAAGGAAUUGUUAACUAAAGAUAAACUUGAACAUGAGAAUGAUAAAGAUGAAACUGUUGAUGAAAUUACAGAAUCUUUGAAAACUACAAAAAUAGAUGAAAAACCUCCUUUACCUUCCAGAGAUACAAAGGUUUCAACGAAAUUUUUAAGUUUAACUGAUGAUAGAUUCAAUGAUAUCUUAUCGUUAAUAAGUAGGACCCACAAGGAAUGUUUCACUGAAGUUACAGAAGUCGGUAGUGAUACUGAAAAUGAAGAUAAAAAUUUCAAAAUCAAUUAUACCUUAGUUUCAGCUUUAUCUUCAUUAUACAACUUAUUAGUUGUUUUAAGAAAUGAAGAAUCUUUUAAUACAAAUAAGGAAAAAGUUGACUCUUUGGUAAGUAAAUGGACCAAAGAUUUGAAAUCUAUCAAGGAUCAAUAUAAAGAUAAUCUCAAUGAUGUAAGAGUCACAGAAUUGUUACUUUUGACAUUAGAAAGGGUUUAA
Messenger RNA from Yamadazyma jaroonii, 2028 nucleotides. Lineage: Eukaryota; Fungi; Ascomycota; Pichiomycetes; Serinales; Debaryomycetaceae. The record is from the annotation of a GenBank genome assembly.